Molecule: messenger RNA, 1292 nt
Organism: Folsomia candida
Lineage: Eukaryota; Metazoa; Arthropoda; Collembola; Entomobryomorpha; Isotomidae
Product: oocyte zinc finger protein XlCOF6
Exons: 4
Coding region: 195-1148 (317 amino acids)
Source: RefSeq, a predicted model, not a curated record
CGAGUCAGCAGAAGAUGCUAGCUUGUGGCAUUGCUACAUUAAAAUGGGAGGAAACAAAUACUGAAUUAUUUCCGAUCCGGUGCGAAACCCUUGAACCAAAUCAUUAAGGAAAAGGGCAGUUCAGGGUUAUUCUUUAUAUUAUCUCCCCCCAAGACUGAAAGAUUUCAAAUUUCGAAUUCAAAACGAGGGAGUGGAUGGCCAUGUGCCACGUGCCACGUAAUGUGAGAAUGGGACUUCGAAUGGAUACACGGCGAGGAAAUGAGUUGACAUGCUCCACGUGCUCAAAACCGUUCAGCAAUAAGAACGACCUCAAACGUCACAUGUUCACGCAUGACCCAGACGCGAAGGUGAAAUGUGAGAUCUGCGGGAAAAUGUUGAAAAACCCAGCAACCUUGUCCAUCCACGUGAGAACACUUCACACAAAGCUGGACCGACCCACUUGCGACACCUGUCAUAAAAUAGUUUCCACAUCUGCAAGUUUACGGAUACACAUUGACACCGUUCACAGCAAGAUUAAACGACCUCGUUUUCCAUGUGAAUUUCCUAACUGUGAGAAAUCCUACCUAAGGAAAGGUGAUCUUUCGGUACAUAAAACAACUGAACACACCGAAAAUCCGACCCGAUUUCCGUGCACCCUUUGCGGCAAAGAAUUUAAAAUCAGAAAAAACCUUGAGAUGCACAUAUCCAGCCACACGACGGAGAAGGCCUACACGUGUUCCACUUGUGGGAGGAGCUAUGCACAGCAGACAGCCAUGAAACAUCACGAGGCUACACAUUUGGAAAAAUCUUCCCAAAAGAUAUUCAGGUGUGAACUUUGUGCUCAGACAUUCUUAGCCAGAGCCAGCUUACGGCAACAUAUCCAUGCUGUUCACGAAAAUCGGAGGAAUCAUCCAUGCUCAUUUUGUGGCAAGAGAUUCUCGACAUCGACCAAUAUACGAUAUCACGUGGAAGCGUUCCAUUCCGCGAAUAAGGAGAAAGUCCAUUCCUGUGACAAGUGUGAAUACAGGAGCCACUCGAAAGAAAAUUUAGCCCAACACGUUAGGCGCCACAACCAUGCAAAUCGACGAGAAUUCUAUUUCUGCAGGAAGCAGUUUGUCAACUUUUCGAAAUUGGUGACGCACUGUCGUCAUCAUACUUUGGAAUUCUAACAAGCCAAGGGGAUUUAAUAUUUUAUAAUUUUAUGUUUUAUUAUGUAGGUCCCCAAUACUUAUCUUAUUCCUCCGUUUGCUAAUGUAAAAAUUCGACAUUUCCAAGAUUAUAGUAAAUCAUCGUCUGAAAUCUGUUAAAAAUGA